Messenger RNA from Cloeon dipterum, 1002 nucleotides. Its product is annotated as complement component 1 Q subcomponent-binding protein, mitochondrial-like. Gene Ontology annotation, biological process: cytosolic ribosome assembly. Gene Ontology annotation, cellular component: mitochondrial matrix. Bases 122 to 928 code for a protein of 268 amino acids. NCBI's taxonomy places the organism in Eukaryota, Metazoa, Arthropoda, Insecta, Ephemeroptera, Baetidae. The transcript has 5 exons. The record is from RefSeq and is a predicted model, not a curated record.
AACAACGUGUUUAGAUCAAAGUCGUAAAGGCUCAUUGUCAAGUUUAAGUUGUAGGACCGUUCUGCAAUUUCUAGAAAUUUUUUGCAUUUAACAAUAAGUAGCUUUAUUAUAAUCACUCAAGAUGAACAACAUCGUGAAAGCGGCGGCGAGAAUCUCAUCAAUGAGGAGCAUUUUGAAUCCUGUGAGACAAUUAGUUGUGGCCGGCCCAAACGCCUCAACUAAUCUGUACACACGCACUUUGUGGCACAUGUGCUCAUCGUCAUCGGCAAAUAAUCAGAUGCUGAAGACCAAUAAUCACAGUCUUACCUGCUCCUGCUGCAACCACCAGAAAGUGCACACUAAAGCUGAAAAAGACUUGGUGGACUUUCUGACCGACGAAAUUUCUACAGAGAAAAAGACACAGAAGCAGCAGGGCAAUAUUCCCAAGGAACUGGAUGGCUUCAAGAUUGAAGCUGAAGGCUCGGAACUGGAGCUUUCCAAAGAAUCUGGAAAGGAAAGAAUUAAAAUUUACUUCAAUAUUAACCACACGGUGGACGCUGACGGAGGUUCUCACCAAGAAGAGCAUCAGGAAAUUUCUGAAAUGCGUUCCCAGCCUACCUUUGAGGUUGAGCUGAUCAGGGGUGAUGAAAUUUUGGGCCUAACUUGCUCAUUCCUUACUCCUGAUCAUCAAAAUCCAGAUGACGAGUACCAGGAUGUUUUCAGCAUUGAUGAAGUCACCAUGUACAAGGGAGAAUGGAAGGACGAAACCUACGCCGUCAGUGGAGAAAUUCUUGAUGGCAACCUGUAUGACCUGCUGAUGAAUCUGCUUGAAGAGAAGGGAGUUUCCAAUGAAUUUGCCCUUAAAUUGUCUGACUUUGCGACUAAGUACGAACACAACCAAUAUGUUGGCCUUCUUGAAAGGAUGCAGAAGUUUGUCAACUCCAAAUAGAACAUCUAUCUGCUAUAACGCAGUGUUUAGAUCAUGAUUGCCAAAUAAAAAAAAGUUAAAUAAGUAGAAUUAUA